AGUGAUUAUCAUUUUAAUCAACAAAAACACAAUUGACUUGGAUCCAAAAAUCACUAUUUGUUACGUGGUGUUGUUGCCAUUUUCAAAUAGAAAGCUCGUUUGCCCUAAAUACCUAAAUCGAGGAAAGUAAACUGAAUUUGGGUCCAUAUCAGUUCCUUCAACAACCUCCAAUUCGUGUUCUGCGUGUCUGAAUUACUUGGAAUCGAAGUCUAGGACUCAUAAAUUCAAGAACUCUAUACCUAUAAUUCAUCGAAUCAGUUACAAUGCUCUUUAACCCCUAGAAUCUCCCUUCAUUUCUUCAGGACGAUGGUGAGGUGGGUUCACGAUGAUCUACUACUCUUGAUCAAUUGUCCCACGCACCUUCAAAUCUUAUCAUCGUCAUCAUCAUCGCCGGCAUCAAUUACUUCAGUUCUUGAUGGAUCCGAAGAAGAAAUCCGUAAAAGAAAAGAAUACGAAUCACGAGGAGAAAGUAAAGAUCAUUCACUGGGAAGAUUUUCAACAGGAGCUUGCUCGUCUUUCGAGUCUGUCGUCCGCCCUUAACGAAGCUAAGGAGAAGAAGUCUUUAAUUCAAGAGAAACUUAACUCUCAUUUACAGUUAGAAGAAGAGUCAUUAAGUCGAUCAAACAAGCUAGAUCAGAUGCGUGAAAAUUUGGAAGCAAGAAAGUUGGUUAUGGGAAACAUGUCAAUGAGGUCAAAAGUUGUACAAGAAAAAUCCAAAAAGCAGGAGGAGCAACUUAACUCUCAGAUUAGAUCUCUUCUCAUGGCUGGAACUUCUCUUUCUGUAGCCACUAGAAGCUUGCAGGAAGCAAAUAAUUCACUGAAUGGAGAACGAGGGUAUGUUCGUCUACAAAAUUUGCAGAAGUUGCUGAGAGGGAGGCAACAAUUCAUGGUGUCACAAAUUGCAUUGCUUUAUCCUGUCAAGGUUGUGAGUGGACAUACCUGUGAGCAAGAACUUGAAUCAUUUUCCAGAAGUAGUAAAUCAGGAAAUCCUUCUGGAUCAAAACCCAUGGAUGCAGGAUCUUUGACCAUUUCAGGUCUUCAUCUAACUGUCCUCCCUUUUAAGAAGCUGAGUUUCUUCACUGAUAAAAAAGAAGUACAAAGAUCAGCAACUGCUCUUGGUUAUGUUGCACAUGCUGUUUCCCUAAUUGCUUUCUAUUUAGAAAUUCCUUUGAGAUACCCUUUACGAUUAGGAGGCUCACGUACAUAUAUUUGCGAUUAUGCCCCUUCAGUGGAGCCCACUUCAUCUGAUUUCACAUCAAUCUCUUUAUCUUCCUCAACUUCAAAGCCCAUGGAGUUUCCACUCUUCUUGGAAGGCCAAGACACAACAAGAUCAGCUUAUGCUGUAUUUCUACUAAACAAGGAUCUGGAGCAGCUGUUGAACUUUAUAGGGAUUGAAAGCUUAGGGCCACGACACGUGCUGGCUAAUAUGAAAGAGCUUCUAAACAACAUCCUCUCAACAGAAUAUAUCAAUUCAUAACCAUUGCUUCCUUUUUUUUUUUGUAAGUUUAUUGUACAUGGUUUCUUUAUUUUCUAUUUUAUUACAAACGGUGCUUGUUUUAUUUUUUCCCCAUGGAGCACCUUUUGAUCAACAUAUAAUAUGUAAUCACUCUUUCAAUCUUUGUGCUAG
Lactuca virosa is the source of this 1627-nucleotide messenger RNA. NCBI's taxonomy places the organism in Eukaryota, Viridiplantae, Streptophyta, Magnoliopsida, Asterales, Asteraceae. The record is from the annotation of a GenBank genome assembly.